UCCGGUUCAUCGCAAUUACAAGACCUUCAUUCACUUUUCCCCCCAAAUAUCGAACCCUCAAGCUUCAAAACAAGUAACCAAGUAACCAACGUUUAUCUACCAUUGUGUUCGUCAAAAUGGAUCUUGAUUUGCAUGCCUGUGCUCGUCUACUGCAAUCCCUCAACACCCACCAAUGGAUUCAACAAGGGAGACAACUCCACCUCCUUUUCCUCAAAAGGGGUGUCCUCAGUUCUGCUCUUACUAUCGGAAACCGCCUCCUUCAGAUGUACAUCAGAUGCGGCCACAUGACUGAAGCACACAAAUUGUUCGAUGAAAUGACUCAGAGAAACUGUUUCACUUGGAACACUAUGAUUGAAGGCUAUAUGAAAGCAGGAAUCAAGGAAAAGUCACUUGAAUUGUUUGAUUUGAUGCCCCACAAGAAUUCCUUUUCAUGGAAUUUGGUUGUUUCGGGUUUUGCAAAAGCAGGUGAGUUGGAGAUUACUCGGGGCCUGUUCGAUAAGAUGCCCAGGAAGAAUGGGAUUGCUUGGAAUUCAAUGAUUCAUGGGUAUGCGAGGAAUGGUCAUCCAAGAGAAGCUGUGAGGAUGUUUAAGGAAUUGAGUUCAGACCCAUAUGAAGAAUCACAUGGAGAUACGUUUGUUUUGGCGACGGUUAUUGGUGCUUGUACUGAUUUGGCAUUUCUUGAUUGUGGGAAGCAAAUCCAUUCUCGAAUCAUUAUUGAUGAAGUCGAAUUUGACUCCGUCUUAGCAAGUUCUCUUAUCAACUUCUAUGGGAAGUCCGGCGAUAUGGAUAGUGCAAGUCAUGUUUUGACUAUGAUGCAAGAUCCAGAUGACUUCUCUCUUUCAGCAUUGAUCUCAGGGUAUGCAAAUUGUGGUAGAAUGGAAGAUGCAAGAAGAAUUUUCGAUACUAAAAAUGAUCCAUGUGUUGUGUUAUGCAACACCAUGAUAGCAGGGUAUGUUGCUAAUGAUGAAGGAAAUGAAGCAUUAGUUAUUUUCAAUAAGAUGCGAAAAAAUGGAAUUCAACAAGACUCCUCUACUUUUGCCAGUGUUUUGAGCACGUGUAGUAGCUUAGGCAUUCAAGAAUAUUGCAGGCAAAUGCAUGCUCAUGCAUUUAAGUUUGGAAUCAUCGAUGACCUUAUCAUUGCUAGUGCUCUUGUUGACACAUAUGCCAAAUGUAGAAGCCCAAAUAAUGCCUGCAAAUUGUUUAGAGAGCUCAAAGUGCAUGACACAAUUUUGCUGAAUUCUAUGAUCACUGUUUAUUCCAAUUGUGGGAGAAUUAAAGAUGCCAAACAAAUCUUCGAGACCAUGCAAACUAAAAGCUUGAUCUCAUGGAAUUCAAUGAUAGUGGGUUUAAGUCAAAAUGGUUGUCCAAUCGAAGCAUUAGAUGUUUUCUGCAAGAUGAAUAAGAUGGGCUUGAGUACCGACAAAUUUAGCCUGGCCAGUGUGAUCAGUGCCUGUGCUAGCAUCUCUUCACUCGAACUUGGUGAACAGGUUUUUGCUAGAGCUACUGUCAUUGGCCUUGAAUUGGAUCAAAUUGUUUCUACCUCCCUCAUUGAUUUGUAUUGCAAGUGUGGUUUUGUUGAAAAUGGACGAAAACUGUUUGACCAAAUGAGAAAAUCUGAUGAAGUUUCAUGGAACUCUAUGUUGAUGGGUUAUGCUACAAAUGGUUAUGGAAUUGAAGCAUUGGAACUAUUCAAUGAAAUGAGGUGUGAAAGUGUUGUUCCCACAGAUGUUACGUUUACAGGGGUUUUGUCUGCCUGUGAUCAUUGUGGACUGGUUGAAGAGGGAAAGAAAUGGUUUUAUACAAUGAAACAUGACUAUCAUGUUGAUCCCGGGAUUGAGCACUACUCAUGUAUGGUAGAUCUUUAUGCAAGGGCAGGAUGCCUUAAAGAAGCUAUGAAUCUCAUUGAAGAGAUGCCAUUUGAGGUCGAUGCAAGCAUGUGGUCAUCAAUUUUGAGAGGGUGUAUAGCUCAUGGAAACAGGAGUCUUGGCAAGAAAGUGGCAGAGCGAAUUACAGAUCUUGAUCCUGAUAAUUUAGGUGCUUAUGUGCAGCUCUCAAGCAUAUUUGCGACUUCUGGGGAGUGGGAAAAAUCAGAACAAAUUAGAAAAUUGAUGAGGGAUAAACAAAUACAGAAGAAUCCUGGUUUUAGUUGGGCUGAGUCUUAACAAAAGACUGAUUUAGACAUUUUCGUGAAGCUAGCCUGCAUGUUGAUGAAUGCUAACAAUUAAGAAGGCUUCGAGCAAAUUGGCUUUGACAACAAAUCUUGAUGAUGUACCAUAUUCUUUUUCCACUAUGUGGUGAGUACUACUGCAUUAGACCUUAUGCACUUGCGGCUCAAUCGAUUGCCCUGCCUUGCCUUUAUGAUAACCAAGGUAUGUGUAUACUUAUUCACACUUAUUGUAUUUGUUCUCAAAAACAAGAAGGAAAAAAAACAAAAUGGGAAACAAAGUAAACAUACAA
Camellia sinensis is the source of this 2457-nucleotide messenger RNA. The record is from RefSeq and is a predicted model, not a curated record. NCBI's taxonomy places the organism in Eukaryota, Viridiplantae, Streptophyta, Magnoliopsida, Ericales, Theaceae.